This is a messenger RNA of Acanthosepion pharaonis, 1476 nucleotides long. The record is from the annotation of a GenBank genome assembly. NCBI's taxonomy places the organism in Eukaryota, Metazoa, Mollusca, Cephalopoda, Sepiida, Sepiidae.
AUGGCAACCGAUGAAUUAGAUGAAGCAUCUAUCAGUUUGGCAACUACUAUGGCACUUUUACCAUCUUUCAACGAGAAUAAUAUCAAGAACUGGUUCUUGCAACUUGAGGCGAUUUUCUUUGUACGAAAGAUUACGUCCCAGAAGUUCAAAUUUGCACAUCUAGUAUCGGCAUUACAUCCUUCUAUCGUCGAUGAGGUAGCGGACAUUUUGGAGGCCGUCGCAGAGCCCGAUCUUUAUUCCAACCUUAAAGAGGCAAUUCUCAAACCUACUGGCCGCUGUGAUGAGGAUUCUUUCCCCCCUCUUUGUCUUUCGUUCAUUUCCCCCUCCUUUGUUUUCCGUUUAUUUCCCCCUCCCUUUCUUUUCGUUCUUUUUACUCUCCCCUUUUCCCACCCCGUAUUUCAUUUAUUUCCCUCUCUCCCCACUGUGUCUUUCGUUAGUUUCCCCCUCUUUCUCCUUCUCUGUCAUUCAUUUAUUUCUAUCCUUUUUUGUCUCUCAUUGGGAUCGGCAUCCUCUCUCCCUAUUCCCUUUCUCUCUCCCUAUUCAUUUUCUCUCUCUCUCUCUCUCUCUUUCUAUUUUCUUUCUCCCUCUCUAUUCCCUUUCUCUCUCACUAUUCACUUUCUCUCUCUCUCUCUAUUCACUUUCUCUCUCUCCCUAUUCACUUUCUCUCUCUCUAUUCACUUUCUCUGUCCCUAUUCCCUUUCUCUCUCUCUAUUCCCUUUCUCUCUCCUUAUUCACUUUCUCUCUCUCUCUCUCUCUUUUCUCUUUCUCUCUUUUUUCUAUUCUCUUUCUUUUUUCAUUUCUCUCUCUCUAUUCACUUUCUCUCUCCCUAUUCCCUUUCUCUCUAUUUACUUUCUCUCUCCCUAUUCACUUUCUCUCUCUCUCUAUCUCUCUAUUCACUUUCUCUCUCUCUAUUACCUUUCUCUACCCUGCUUGAUCGAGUUCUUCCCAUUCUCUUUCUCUCUCACCGCUCUUUUUCUUUCUUCCUUUCUCUCUCUCUCUCUCUUCUCCUCUUCUUACUCUAAGCUCUUCACUAUCUCUCUUUCUCUCUCUUUCACCUAUUUUUCCCUCUUCUGUCUGCUCUUUCCCCUUUUUUUAAACACUUCUCACCUUAAAGCUCUCCUUUCCCUCGCUUUUCUCGUACAAAUCACAAAACCUCAAAUAAUUAUUAACACGGCGUUUCUUUUCUGUGACAAUUUUUUGCAACACCAUUAUUGUAAAUUUUCUUUCUUUCUCCUUUUCUUCUUUUCCUUCCUUUUCUUCAUUUCUCCUUUUCUUCCUUUCUUCCUUUUCUUCUUUUCCUUCCUUUUCUUCAUUUCUUCCGUUCUCCUUUUCUUCCUUUUCUUCUUUUCUUCCUUUUCUUCUUCUCCUUCCUUUCCUUCAUUUCUUCCUUUCCUUCCUUUUCUUCUUUUUCCUUUUUCUUCUUUUCCUUCUUUUUUUUUCCUUUCUUCCUUUUCUUCCUUUCUUCUCUUAUAUUAA